Molecule: messenger RNA, 951 nt
Organism: Helicoverpa zea (corn earworm)
Lineage: Eukaryota; Metazoa; Arthropoda; Insecta; Lepidoptera; Noctuidae
Exons: 1
Coding region: 1-732 (243 amino acids)
Source: RefSeq, a predicted model, not a curated record
AUGGAUGACCUAAAAAAACAAAUUGAUGAAUUAAAAGUUACAAAACAGAAAGUAACUACUUUUUCUCAGGAUAUAUCAGAUUUGAAAACAUCAAUGCAGUUCCAUGCAGAAGAGCAAGUAGAUAUUAAAAAACGCAUUAACGACAUCUGUCUAGAGGGGUCAAAGCAGUCUUCACUAUUAUUUGACAACUUGGUAUCCAAAAUAGAUUUCCUGGAACAACAGUCUCGAAACUGCAAUAUUGAAAUAUGUAAUGUUCCUGAAAAACGUGGUGAAAAUUUACUUAAUAUUAUAGAAAUGGUUGGCAGUGCUGUUAACUUUCCUAUAUGUCAAAAAGACAUCGUUUCUAUUCAUAGGGUGCAACAUGCCACUCAGCAAGGCAACAAACCAAAAAGCAUUGUUGUUAAAUUUACCUCACGCAUAUUUCGCGAUAACCUAAUCAGUGCAUAUCGCUUAACGAAAACUCUUAAAGCUGAAAAAAUAGGCAUAGCAGGCUCAACUGCUACUGUCUACAUUAACGAGCACCUUACCCUUAAAAACAAACAGUUAUUUCGAAAAACAAGGGAAGCUGCUGCUUUGCAUAACUAUAAAUAUGUUUGGAUCAAAAACUCCACUAUAUUGGUGCGAAAGAGGGAUGACACGUCUGCCUUUGCGAUCCGCUCCGAAGGUGACAUACGUAAAAUUAAAGGCAAAGAUGAUUUUAUACCAUGUACUACAAAGGAAAAUAAUGAAUAACACUAUUUUAUCGCACACAAUAGAAGACCAUCCUAUUUCAAGUUUUAGUCUUAUUUUAACGCAUAUUUUUAUUUCGCAUGGAGUUUCUUCUUUUUAUUGUUUCUGCUCGUUAAAUGAUGUAUUUGUUAUAAUAUUUUGCAUGACAGAUUUAUAUCUCACCAUUUUUUGUACAAGCUCUGAUACUGCGGUAAAACUAUUAAUAAUAUUGUUUGUCCCCAA